This is a messenger RNA of Aspergillus udagawae, 1614 nucleotides long. RefSeq lists its product as uncharacterized. The coding region runs from base 1 to 1614 and encodes 537 amino acids. The transcript is spliced from 4 exons. NCBI's taxonomy places the organism in Eukaryota, Fungi, Ascomycota, Eurotiomycetes, Eurotiales, Aspergillaceae. The record is from RefSeq and is a predicted model, not a curated record.
AUGGGGACGAAUCCAUCCAGUAACAAUGCGAACGAACCGGACACAAGAGCAUCACUUGUGGAAACACUCGGGGCUUUGGAGAAGAUUCUUCGGUUUGUAGAGAAAUACAAGGUUGCCGCUUUGGUUAUCCUGGCUCUGGCAUACCCGAAACUCGCCGCCAGCUGUGGCUGGAAAGGGUCAGAUGCUUCUUCGGCUGAGUCUCUGUUCUCUGUGCCGUUGUUCGUGGCAAUGGUCUUGCUCGUCGCAGCCAGUCAAUCUACAAAUGUCUCCUGGCAGCUACGAUAUGCAUACCUGGAAUGGCAGCCUCUCACCACUUGGCUCGACGGCUUCACCGGCGGGCACACUAUUACUCUUGUCCUAAUCACCCUUUUCUUCUUCCCGGUCCUCUGGCUCGGCAUUCUCGGCUUGAUAUCGUGGCAGCUUAUCCUGUUGAAGUACCGCCAAUACGUCCGACAAGUCACUGCAGAUAUGAGCGAGCUCAGGGCCCAGGCUAAAAUAGCUCUGGAUCGCAGUCAGGAAUAUGCCACUGCAGCAUCUGAGUACGAGUGGCGUGUGUUGAAAGUGGUAAAGGAAAUCUAUCUGGUCCAGACCCAAAUUACUGAGGUCUUUGACCGGCAACCCGGUGCCUUCAACCUGUUAGCCCAGAAUGUAGAGAGUGCUGUCCAAGCUGGAAAGGAUCUCACGGACCUCACCAAGGACAUAUUGGUCGGCCUGUCGAAGGCAGAAGAUGAAUUCGGAAAGGUUCAGCAACUCGCCGACAAGGUGACCACGCUUGCUGAACAUGGAGAAAUUGUCGACGCUGCUUCUUCUGCGGUGGCCAUCCAGGAGCGAUUGACUGCUGUUCAUGAGGCCGAGAAUUCCCUUCUCCAAAUUAAAGAAGGGACCCACAGCAUCAUGGUGAAAGUUUAUCUCGAUGAUAUGCUGGCGACGCAGAAGAAGCUCCUCGAAGAACUUCAGGCGAGAGCCAGGGAAAGGGAAGAACAAGCUGAAGAAGACGCACAACCGAUUCUCGAUAAUACAGUGACUCUAACGAACCCAAUCGCGAUUGUGGGCAGUUUAAGGGGCGCAGUUGAGAACAUUGAUGACCGGUGGUACCCACUUGAGCUGCCAUUUGCUGUCAGCCUCUUCAAUCAUUGCACCAACAACAUCUUCGUGACGGACAAUGGCAUCCUCAGUUUGGAUUCGGCCGGCGGAACAAACAGGGAACAGCGAACAGGACAGGUUCUUCCCUUCUACGAUCAGAUUCCCGCAUACUCAAUGUUUCCCUUCUGGACCGAUUUGAAGAUCUGCGAGGGAAAGCCACACGGGAUCUAUUAUGAGAUUGUCGGAGAGCCCGGGUCGAGAUCUCUCACGGUGGAAUGGUAUGUGACACGGUUCUCAAAGGAAGAUCAAUACUUUCACUUUAACUUGCGGAUUGACGAGGCGCACCCGAAUAUUGUCACUUAUCAGUACUAUGAUGCUGUGGACAAAGGUGCUGAGUGUACCAUCGGAGUUCAAGGGGCCGAUGGCGUGUUUAAAAUGUUCUCUCACAACGAGGCCAAGGUAGAGCCAGGACUCCGGGUAGUCUUCAACACAGCGGAGAACACGAUGGAUGUCUCCACGUUCUCAAUAUAA